Zootoca vivipara (common lizard) is the source of this 3786-nucleotide messenger RNA. Lineage: Eukaryota; Metazoa; Chordata; Lepidosauria; Squamata; Lacertidae. The record is from RefSeq and is a predicted model, not a curated record.
CCCUUGUGGUCUCUUCCAACUCUAGGAUUCUAUGAUUCUAUGAAACUACAAGAAAGAAGAUUCCACCUCAACAUCAGGAAGAACUUCCUGACAGUAAGAGCUGUUCGGCAGUGGGAUUUGCUGCCAAGGAGUGGGGUGGAGUCUCCUUCUUUGGAGGUCUUUAAGCAGAGGCUUGACAGGCAUAUGUCAAGAAUGCUUUGAUGGUGCUUCCUGCUCGGCAGGGGGUUGGACUGGAUGGCCCUUGUGGUCUCUUCCAACUCUAGGAUUCUAUGAUUCUUUAAUGUCCACGAUUUAAACCAGCUGUCAGCUGCGUCAAGUUGAAAUCGUGCAGGUGAACGGGCCUCAGUUGCGAGUGACCUGCAUUUCCCAAGGGUUCUGGGUGCGGUUUCUUGUAAGAACUUACUUCUUUUCAUCUUUCGUUUGCGAUCCCCACUCAGGCGCUUCCAGUUCUGACCAGCAAGCAGACAUGGCCGGACGCCUGGGUUCCCUCUCCGGGCCUGAGGUUGAGCUGUCACAUCAGGUACACCCGGCCCCCUGCUGGCUGCUCUGCUGCUUUCCUGCCUGGCCCCAUCCUGUCAAAUGUUCUUCCUGCAGAGAUAAGGCUGGCACCAGCUGGAGGGCCUUUCCGCCUCCUCCCGGACUUUCCCUAACCCUCUCUUAUUUAUUUCCUUGAUCCCCCUUUGCUCUAAGGAGGUCCGUGGGGUAUGCCUGGCUCUCCUCUUCCUCACUGAAUCCCCGGAACAAUCCUGCAAGAAGAUGUCGUCCCGCGUGACCCUGGCCAAGUCCCGGGCGGAGAGGUCGCGCCCUCCCACGGUGCCCCUCCCCCAGGUGGAGAUCGUCCCGGGGCGCAUGACGGAAGGAGACUGGUUCUCCCUGCUGGGCUUUGAGGAAGCCGAGGAUCAUGUGGGCGACAUCCUGGCAGGGCUGCUGGAUCAGGUCCUGGAGGAGUGCUUCAAGGUCUAUUUGGAGCGGCAGUGCAUCCCCUACGUCAUCACCCAGGCCCGGGACGCCAUGCUGCAGAUCAUCGAGUGGCGCUUCCUGGUGCGGGACGAGGGUGAGGCCGGGGUACCCACGGAGCCCACCUGGCAGGAGGACGAGGAGCCUGUGGCCGGCAUCACCGACUCCUGGGCUCAGGGCUCUGUGCCUGUCUUGCAAGCCAUGCCACGCCCGGAGGAGCCAGAGGUUCCCAGACUCCCAGAGGAAGUUCCUCAACUCCUGGAGGAGUCCCACGUUGCCAAAGAGGAGCUUGCGGCGCCCUCCGAUAUUGCUGCUCGGGGCUUCCCCCUGGGGACCCCCAGCGGGGAGGCAGAGAGGCUGGCUCAGGAGUCCUUGAAGGAGCUGCAGCUCACCAGGUCCCGCAGCAGCAAGGCGGUGCUGAAGUCCGGAACCGAGCUGGCCCGCCUGGUGUCCAUCGCGCCCCUUCCGUCCCCCCUUCCGUCCCCCCUCCCGUCCCCCUCGCCAUCCUGCAAGAGCAGGCUGGGCCCCCAGGCCUACUGUGGGCCCCUGCAGCCGUCCCGGCUGAGUGACAUCGUGAAGCCGCUGGCUGGCUCGGAGAAGGAGACCCUCCUGCGCCAGCUCUCCCAGAUGCCCAUGGAGGAGGCCUUGCACCCAUGCCUCCUGCCGCUCUCCUGCAGCAACCUGCUGCGGAUCCAGCUGGGCCGCCCGCCCAACACGCGGGACGUCUUCUACGACCAGGCGGGCAACAUUACCACGGCGCCGCGCCUGGAGCCAGCCAGCCUGCCCAAGCGCUGGGUCAAGCCCUCGGCUGAGGUGGUGGACCCGGACGUGGAGUCGCAGCAGCAGGAGGCCCUGAAGUCUGUCUCGGGGCGCCGCAGAGCCCUCAAGCUCCGCAGGGGCCUGGCUGAGCCAGGCAGCGCCCAUGGCGAAAGGCGGGUGGCCGUGCGGAGGAGCCUGGCAGGGAAAGCCGCCCAGCCGCCCAGCCCGGCCGGGAGGGUCCUGCAACCCACCAGCUUCGUCUUCGUCAAGCCCAACUUGCUGACCAAGACGGUGCAGCUGGCCACGGGGGUGACCCUCCGGUGCGUGGGGGGCGUCCGGGAGAAGGUCUCUUCCCAUGCGCACCAGGAGGAAGCCAAGGAGGGGCCAGAGCACCUCCACCCCAUGGGCCUUCAGGUGCCCUCCCCCAGCCGGGAGAUCAUCCUCCAGCAGCCCAAGCCCCUGCCCCGCUUGCGCCCGGGAGCUGCCCUCUGAUCAGCACGGCCCUGCCCUCCCUGACAGCCCCUCCAGUGAUCCACCCCUUUCAUCUCCUUGUAACUUAAUAAACGGAGAGGUUUUUGGAGCCUGGCUUCUCUUCUUGUCUGCCUCACGACUGCAACGCCUCAAGACCUGCCUCGCCCCGUAGGAAGCAAGCCGGACCCUGUCACCCGAGGCCCUUCCUCGUGUGCCUCCUACAGGAGAGGUCCUUUUUGGAGGUGGCUCCCCGGUUGUGGGAUGCUCUCGCCAGGGAGGUUCGCCUGACGCCUUCGCUACGUAUCUUCAGGUGCCAGGCAAAAAUGUCCCUCUCCAAGUAGCCUUUGGCUGUUAUACUGUGACCUUUUAGAUGUGCCUGCAGGGUUGGGGCGAUGGUAAUUGUUUUUAAAUUAUUUUAUUAUGCAUUUUGUGGUUUUCCGUUGCAAACUGGCCUGUGAUCUUUGGAUGGAGGGUGGUAUGCAAAUUUAAUAAAUAAUAAUGAUUGGCUCUCGCAGGUUCUCUGGGUAGCAGCCAAGUCCACACACACACACACCCCAAGCAGACUGUUGUGUGUUUAAUUUGCAAAAGGCAAUGGCUCUGGGGCCCAGGCCUGCCUGGAAACCUGAUGCUCUGGCCCAGAAGCCCUGCCUCCAGUCCCAGGCAUGCUCCGAGGGCUACUUUGCAGAGAGAAAUACUUUGCAUGUGCUCAGAGGCACCAGUGCUGUUGCUUUUCGUGCCCCGGGUCUGGAGCUCCAUGGCGAUCCCUCCUGCCCGGUUGCCUCCACAGAUUGAGGCGAGGGGGGACCCCAAGACACAAGGAGGCCUAGUUGGGUUUCAACCAAGAGCUUUCCUAGCUAGUGGGUUGGCUCCUUCCUUGGUGCACAGAGGGCAGGAACGGAGCUUUUGGGGGGAGGAGGGGAGGCUGGCUGGCAGGCCGGCCGGCUGGGGGUAAAGCUUCAUGGGCGCCCCUCAUGAAUCCUUCAUCCAUUGAGGGCAGGGGGCUUGUCCUCUGGGCCUUCGCAUGGAGAAGAAGCCAUUUGCGCAGGAGAUAAUCUAGGGGCUGCUGAGGUGGGGUUGGGCUGAGGGGAGCUCUGGAGGGCACCCUGUGGGCCAGGCCCCAUUCAGAACUCCCCCCCCCUUAAGAACUGGCCCAUCAGAUUGCAGCAGGUUCUGAUCCAUCGUGGGUGUCCGUAUUCUAGGAGAGAAUGGGAUGGAGUAUGUUCCUCCAUCUCCCUCCUCGCGCGAGAACCGUGAUGGUGUUUAGGCACAACGUCCGGCUUGAGCCUGUUUGGCCACGUCAGAAUGUCAAAGGUGAUUUCAGCUUUUCUUGCAAAACUUGUCCCUUGCGGUUCCUUAGCUGGGCUAUAAAAACCUGUCGGCUCAAUUGAUUGGUCAAUCGGUUCAGAAGAGUGUCCUGCUGCUGGGCUUUUCUCCCACUCAAUGGCCUUGUCUUGAGAUGUCUAUCUGAAGCAGUGUGCAUGCACACGAAAGCUCAUACCAAUGACAAACUUAGUUGGUCUCUAAGGUGCUACUGGCAUACCCGCCAAGUUGCUGUCAGAGAAAUAAGGGACCGGGCUGGCAAUAGCAAACCGGAAGUAG